UUUUAAGCUCAGUAGUUGAUGCUUGAAUCAUUUAAACCUUUGACCUUAAAAUAGUGCAUAGUAUAUCUUUGGAUUUGAUCUUACUUCCAUGAAAGGUUUGUCUUUUCCGUCAUUGUAGAUUAUAUUUUAUUGCAUGCUUAAUUCCCGAUCCAGCCUCACCUACAACUGAAGCAUUUUUUGACUUAUUUUUCUCUUGAGUGUUCAUGUAAACAUUUAAAAGCAUCUUUGUAGACUAGAAGUUUAUAUUUGAUCAUGUUAAUCAUAAUUGUUUUCUUUUUCAUUGAAGAGAAUCUGUGCACAUUGUGAACUCAGAAGAUGACAUCGAAGACAUCGAAAGAAUUGUUACGAAAAGUACAUGAAUUUGUGAAAGGAACUGCUACUUUUCCAUUGAGUCUUUUGUUAAUCGGAGUGGAGAAGCUGAUUGAAGUGGAAUUUUUUUCAUGUCCAUGCAGAGUUGAGCAGAAUGCACUGCUGACAUCAUCUGUCUUCAUUGGACCUGCUCUUUUUCUUUUCACUUUAAUGCAUCUUGUUUUUAGACCUUUUAGAUAUGGAUGCAGCAGCUGUGGAGGUGCGAAUCAUAACAAUCAGCCUAAUGAUUCUCAGCAGAGUUCAGCAGACAAUGCUCAGAGUACUAAAACUCAAAGCUGUCCUAAAGCUUUUGCAUCUUGUCUGAUUCCACCUGUCAUCUGGAUCUUCAUCUUGUUACUUGAUGGUGAAUAUGUUGCUUGCAGCAUGACAGACUGGAAAGGAGUUUAUGUGUUUGAUCAGGAGCUCAACAAGUUCUGGUGUAAUCCUACCGAAAAGAUCCAAAAUGUAACGGAGCUACGAGAUUUGACUCACAGUUACAUUCAUCAGUCGCAGUUUUCUCAGUAUGCAGGUUACAUCUUGAUCUCUGUCUUCAGUGCACUGACGUUUGUCUUUGUGAGUAUUCACGACUGCUGCAUUAGUGGAAAAUGUGCCGAUUACUGUCCAGAUCAACUGUUAUGCUGCAGACAAACUACGGAGACACAAAGCUCCUCCUCAGGUCACCGUCCAACUCCGUCCUCCUCAGUUCCAAGUCCAACUCAGUCCUCCUCAGGUCAGCAUCCAACUCCAUCCUCCUCAGUUCCAAGUCAAACUCCGUCCUCCUCAGUUCCAAGUCAAACUCCUUCCUCCUCAGUACCCAGUCCAACUCCGUCCUCCUCAGGUCAGAAUCCAACUCUCGUCCUCCUCAGGUCAAAUUAUUACUCCAUCCUCCUCAGGUCAGCGCCCCCUCCAUCCUCCUCAGGUCAGCGUCCAACUCCGUCCUCCUCAGGUAGGUAA
Messenger RNA from Puntigrus tetrazona (Sumatra barb), 1302 nucleotides. RefSeq lists its product as uncharacterized. Gene Ontology annotation, molecular function: monoatomic cation channel activity. Bases 316 to 1302 code for a protein of 328 amino acids. The record is from RefSeq and is a predicted model, not a curated record. Lineage: Eukaryota; Metazoa; Chordata; Actinopteri; Cypriniformes; Cyprinidae. The transcript has 2 exons.